Micromonas pusilla CCMP1545 is the source of this 225-nucleotide messenger RNA. RefSeq lists its product as uncharacterized. The transcript has 2 exons. Gene Ontology annotation, molecular function: DNA binding; zinc ion binding. The record is from RefSeq and is a predicted model, not a curated record. Gene Ontology annotation, cellular component: RNA polymerase II, core complex; RNA polymerase I complex; RNA polymerase III complex. NCBI's taxonomy places the organism in Eukaryota, Viridiplantae, Chlorophyta, Mamiellophyceae, Mamiellales, Mamiellaceae. Gene Ontology annotation, biological process: transcription by RNA polymerase I; tRNA transcription by RNA polymerase III; transcription by RNA polymerase II. The coding region runs from base 1 to 225 and encodes 74 amino acids.
AUGAUCAUCCCCGUGCGCUGCUUCACGUGCGGCAAGGUGAUCGGAAACAAGUGGGACACGUACCUGGACCUUCUCCAGGCGGACUACAGCGAGCGCGACGCCCUGGACGCGCUCGACCUGAACCGGUACUGCUGCAGACGCAUGUUGAUGUGCCACGUCGACCUCAUCGAGAAGCUUCUGAACUACAACACGCUCGAGCGCGUGGACGCGAACGCGCAGCAAUGA